GCGACACCCUUGUCUCUGCUGAUUUCUCCGGGCUCCCUGGGGCCCUCGGCAGGCUUCACUGAAGAGCCUGCGGAGCCACCCCGGGUUCCCGCACCACCCUCCGCCCCGACUCCGUCCGUACCGCGACUCCCAGGCAAAGCGAGGAGGAGCGAGGAGGACUUGUCGCGACUCCGCGCCGUGUGUCGCCGGGCGGGGCCGCGGGGCCGGGGCUCCUCCAGCCCCCGGGAUGCGCGCGCGAGCCCUCGCCUCCCCGUCCCGGCUGCCCCUGGAGCGAUUGGAGCCGCGUGUCGCCGACUGCGGGGAGCGCGAGUGCGCCGCCGCUCCGCCCGCUCGUCCAGCCCCCGGGCCGGGCGCCGCCGGGAAUGUGAGCCGCGCGGCUCGCACGCUGCUCGGGCCAUGGAUGCAUCAUAUGAUGGUACUGAGGUAACUGUCGUGAUGGAGGAAAUUGAGGAAGCCUACUGUUAUACCUCCCCUGGGCCACCCAAGAAGAAGAAAAAGUACAAAAUCCACGGAGAAAAGGCCAAGAAACCCAGGUCAGCUUACCUUCUUUACUAUUAUGACAUUUACCUGAAAGUACAGCAGGAGCUCCCUCACCUCCCUCAGUCUGAGAUCAAUAAGAAGAUCAGUGAGAGCUGGCGACUUCUUAGCGUGGCUGAGAGGAGUUACUACUUGGAGAAAGCCAAGCUAGAAAAAGAAGGUUUGGAUCCUAACUCUAAGCUCUCCACACUGACUGCUGUGGUUCCGGAUAUCCCAGGUUUCCGAAAGAUCCUCCCCCGCUCAGAUUACAUCAUCAUUCCCAAGAGCAGCCUUCAGGAGGAUCGGAGCUGUCCUCAGCUCGAACUGUGCGUGGCCCAGAACCAGAUGUCCUCUAAAGGAUCCUCUCUCGUGCCCAACACUGCCCUGGAGACAGUGUCCAGCCAUGCAGGCAUGGCAGAGCAGUGCCUGGCUGUGGAGGCCCUUGCCGAGGAGGUGGGCAGCCUUGCCCAGCCAGGUGCUGUGCAGGAGAUUGCCACCUCAGAGAUCCUCAGCCAGGAUAUGCUUCUGGAGGAGGCUUCCCUGGAGGUGAGGGAGAGCCACCAGGCUUACCAGACAAGCUUGGUAAUCGAAGAAAGCUUGGUGAAUGACUCGCCAGACCUCCCCACCGGAAGCCUGGCUGUGCCCCAUGCCCAGGUGGGGGAGAGCAUGUCAGUGGUAACCGUCAUGAGGGAUUCUACUGAGAGUAGCUCCUCAGCGCCAGCCACACAAUUCAUCAUGCUGCCUCUUCCUGCCUACUCAGUAGUGGAGAACCCCACCUCCAUCAAACUGACUACCACAUAUACCCGUCGGGGUCAUGGAACAUGCACCAGCCCAGGUUGCUCCUUUACAUAUGUCACCAGGCACAAACCACCUAAGUGCCCUACCUGUGGUAACUUCCUAGGAGGGAAGUGGAUCCCAAAGGAAAAGCCAGCCAAAGUCAAAGUGGAAUUGACUUCUGGUGUCUCCUCUAGAGGCUCUGUGGUUAAAAGAAAUCAGCAGGCUGUCAACACCGAGCAAAGUUCCCCUAAAGAGAACACCUCCAAACUUGCUCUGGAGAACUCGGAAGCUGUAAGCCAGCUCCUCAGUUUAGCUCCUUCAAGAGAAGUGGGUGAGGACAAUGAGUGGGAGGAAGUGAUCAUCUCAGAUGCCCAUGUUUUGGUCAAGGAAGCUCCUGGGCAUCGAGGUACAGCAGUCACUAAGACGCCGUUGGUUAAGAGUGGUGUGCAGCCUGAGGUCGCUCUGGGGACAGCUGAGAAUGACAGUCCUGAACCAGACGUACUACCGCCAGCUGAGGGGACCAGCACCUUCAGUCCACUUCCUGUUUCUAAAAAGCCUUCAGGAGUUGACCUGCUUUCCCCUGGCCCUAGAGCCCCAGAGCUCAAAGGCCGAGCACGGGGUAAGCCCUCCCUACUGGCUGCAGCAAGACCCAUGAGAGCGAUCCUUCCUGCCCCAACUAAUGUGGGGCGAGGGGGCAGCAUGGGACUGCCCAGGGCCAGGCAGGCCUUUCACCUGAGCGAUAAGACUUCCUCUGUGAGGACUUGUGGCCUGAAGCCAAGCACGCUGAAGCAGCUGGGCCAGCCCGUCCAACAGCCGUCUAACACUGGUGAAGUGAAGCUACCAAGUGGUCCGGCCAACGGGACGUCUCAGGUGAAAGUCGUCGAGGUCAAGCCCGAUAUGUUUCCUCCGUAUAAGUACAGCUGCACUGUCACACUGGAUUUGGGUCUGGCCACAUCAAGAGGCCGGGGGAAGUGCAAGAAUCCCUCUUGCAGCUAUGUCUACACCAACCGGCACAAACCUCGGAUUUGUCCCAGUUGUGGUUUUAACCUUGCCAAAGACCGGACAGAGAAAACCACCAAAGCUCUCGAGGUGAGCUCACCUCUCCCAGAGGUGCUGAGUGCCAGGGAACCCCUGAGUGCCCCCCAGAGGGAGAUCCAGCGCCAGUCCACGCUGCAGCUGCUGCGCAAGGUCCUGCAGAUUCCCGAGAAUGAGUCAGAGCUGGCCGAGGUCUUUGCCUUGAUUCAGGAACUCAACAGCUCUCGACUCAUCCUGUCCAACGUGAGUGAGGAGACAGUCACCAUCGAGCAGACCUCUUGGUCGAAUUACUAUGAAUCUCCGUCCACGCAGUGCCUUCUCUGUAGCAGCCUAUUAUUCAAAGGGGGACAAAACUCUCUAGCUGGACCCCAGGAAUGCUGGCUGCUGACAGCCAACCGGUUACAGGUGGUGACUGCCCAGGUGAAGAUGUGUCUGAAUCCCCAUUGCCUGGCCCUACACAGCUUCAUGGACAUUUAUACAGGUCUUUUUAAUGUGGGAAACAAGCUCUUGGUGAGCCUGGACUUGCUUUUUGCAAUCCGAAACCAGAUCAAACUAGGAGAAGACCCCAGGGUGUCCGUCAACACUGUUCUGAAGUCUGUGCAGGAGCAAACAGAGAAGACUCUGACCCCAGAGGAGCUGCGCCAGCUACAGGAGCUGCUAUGCAAUGGCUACUGGGCUUUCGAGUGCCUCACUGUCCGAGACUACAAUGACAUGAUCUGCGGCAUUUGUGGUGUGGCCCCCAAAGUGGAAAUGGCCCAGAGGAGUGAAGAGAAUGUGCUGGCACUGAGGAGUGUGGAGUUCACCUGGCCUGAGUUCUUGAGCUCCAAUGAGGUCAAUGCAGAGGACUUCUGGGCCACAAUGGAGACCGAGGCAAUCGAGCAGGUGGCCUUCCCCACCAGCAUCCCCAUCACCAAGUUUGAUGCCUCUGUUAUUGCCCCCUUCUUCCCACCACUCAUGAGGGGAGCUGUGGUUGUCAACACGGAGAGAGACAAAAACCUGGAUCUGCAGCCAGCACCUGGUGAUGGCAGUGCCUUGGUGAGGCUGCUCCAGGAAGGGGCCUGCAGGGUGGAGGAACUCAGCUCCUACAGUGAGGAAGACCUGCGGCACCUGCUGCAGCAGUGCAGCAUCCCCUUCAGGGAAGAGGACUCCAAGGACCAGCUCUGCUUCUCCUUGCUGGCCCUCUACAAAUCUAUCCAGAAUGGAUCCAGAGCCAGACAGCCCCCACCUCAUCUCACAGGGGGCAAAAUCUACAAGGUGUGCCCCCACCAGGUGGUCUGUGGCUCCAAGUACCUUGUCCGGGGUGAGAGCGCCCUGGACCACGUGGAUCUGCUCGCCUCUUCACGCCACUGGCCACCUGUCUACGUGGUGGACAUGGCCACGCCAGUGGCCCUGUGUGCUGACCUCUGCUACCCAGAACUGACCAACGGGAUGUGGGGGAGGAACCAGGGUUGCUUCUCUAGCCCCACAGAGCCGCCUGUGAAUGUGUCCUGCCCAGAACUCUUGGACCAGCAUUACGCUGUGGACAUAACAGAGGCUGAGCAUUCCUUCCAGCAUCCGGUCACCAAGACCACCACACGUCGUAUUGUCCAUGCGGGCACACAGCCCAGCCCCGAUGACCCCAGUGCCGAACACCACUCGUUGGCCCUGUGCCCCGAGCUGGCACCCUACGCAGCCAUCCUGGCCUCCAUCUCAGACAGCAAGCCACACAGUGUCCGACAGCGGCCCAUUGCCUUUGACAACGCCACCCACUAUUACCUCUAUAACCGCCUCAUGGACUUCCUCACCAGCCGUGAGAUCGUCAACCGGCAGAUCCACGACGUUGUGCAGAGCUGCCAGCCUGGCGAAGUGGUUAUCCGAGACACCCUGUACCGACUUGGGGUGGCUCAGAUCAAGACGGAGACCGAGGAGGAGGGAGAGGACGAGGAAGCGGCUGUGUCGGCAGAGUAGAUGGCCACAUCCCCAUAAAGGACAGCAUGUCUCUCUCAAGCCAUAGUGAGGCCUGGCCCAGGUGUGUGUGUGUGUGUGGGGGGGUCUCAAAUGCUGGGACUGACCAAAGAGCUUUCAUUUCCUGAGCAUGUUGGGGUCCCCUUCUAGCCCUAACCUGGGCACCAGUACACUUCCUGACUAAUCCAGUAGCACUUGGGGUACAUGAUGCUUCCAGCAGAGGGGAAGCAGGGGAGCCUGGUGGUUCCCUGGGCUGACUAAGGUGGGUCAGGUAGAGGUCCUGGUGGGCUGAGGCAGACUGGGAGGAUGGGGGGGGGGGUGGGGGGUGGCUGUGAAGUGUCUUCCCCCUGCCCAGGGAGUGCCAUGUCCAGUCCCUGGAGUCACAUUUCCUCUAAGUCUAAUGCCUUUGACUCAGGGCCUUGUGGCCCCAUUAGCUCUGGGGCCCCAUUUGGUUCUUGACUCCUGACGAGUGGAGCAUGUUUUCCUCCCAUUCUUCUGUACCCAGUGGGGAAACCGGAGGGGUGCAGGCAGCCACUGUUCUUCCAAGAGCAUCCUCUCCACUCCGUGCUUGAAGAAGAGAGUCCUCUUCCUCCUUUCCCUGGCCACUGCUGCCCCAUCUACAUCCUCUCUGGGCCUGGGACCCCCACCACAGAGGGGAUGUGGCCUGCGGGCGAGACAUGACCUGGCAGCAGUAGGAGAAACUCCCUUCUGUGAAGGGGAAGCAGACUGGGUGGGUAGGGCACAGCAGGACUGCUCAGCGCCUAGAGUCUGCUAGGGCCCAGGGAUUGGCCAUGCGUUAUUUAAUUUAUUGAGAGGAGUGGAGCAGGUGGCUUUUCUCCCCCCUCCUUCCCCAGAUCAGAAUAAAGUUUAUUAAAUUAUUCGGUUUUGGUGAAGCAAGAA
This is a messenger RNA of Erinaceus europaeus (western European hedgehog), 5172 nucleotides long. RefSeq names its product HMG-box containing 3 (gene HMGXB3). The record is from RefSeq and is a predicted model, not a curated record. The transcript has 20 exons. Lineage: Eukaryota; Metazoa; Chordata; Mammalia; Eulipotyphla; Erinaceidae. Bases 397 to 4275 code for a protein of 1292 amino acids.